Molecule: messenger RNA, 774 nt
Organism: Acaulospora morrowiae
Lineage: Eukaryota; Fungi; Glomeromycota; Glomeromycetes; Diversisporales; Acaulosporaceae
Source: the annotation of a GenBank genome assembly
AUGCCACCCUUGACAACUAAUUAUCGAAACUCUCUGAGCGAAAUGGAUGGGAAUCAUCAUCAAAAUUCGAUCGCAGACGCUCAUCCUGAUGACAGUUUGGAAUCUUUCACGUGCAAGUCCAGAUAUAAUCUAGAGUUCUCAGAGUGUUCGCCCGGAUAUCAUUGUUAUGAUGGCGACAUAGGAGGGCUAUUAUUUCAUCUGAAAAGAGGAUGCAAUACCCGUGCUCUUUAUCCCUACCAGAAGUCAACUACUCUUCUACCUCUGAUCGCAGUUCAGGAGCUCCCUGUAAAAAAGAUAAUUCCAAUUCUGAACUUGUUGGAAAGAUACGGAUUCAACCUUCAUGAUAGGGAUCCGCAGGAAAACCGCAGUGUAUUUCUUGAAUCAAGCUCUCGUUUGAUGAGACGAGAUAAGAAAUUUGCUGCCGAUUUCCCAGAUUUAGUCGACUGGUUCCUUAUGAAUAAGGAUUUCGACGUGAAUGAACAAGAUGAUGAAGGUUGGACCUCUUUACAUUUCGCCACAGAAAUGAAGCACAAAGAAUUCAUCAAACCGAUCCUCAAAAAAUUUUUCCAAUGGGGUGCCAACGCAAGGUUAGAGGACAUCCGUCAACUCAACAUCUUAGGAUGUCUCGUACAAAAGCAUGAUUUAGACUUCAUUCAAUCACUGAUAAACGCAAUUCCUGAACUUCAGGAUCCUGAAGUGAUUAGGAGAGCGAUUCCCAAAACGGGCUAUCUGAGUCCGAAACGAUUUUAUUUGUCCUCGUGGACUUCUCACUGA